GUUGAAUGCACUGGAUUCUCUAAAAGGCCACAGGAAGGGGACAGCUGGAAGAGAAUGGCAGAAGACAAGGACUCCACUGCAACUUUGUUUUUCUCCGUCAUUACUGCAGUCCUGGGCUCCUUUCAGUUUGGAUACAACGCUGGAGUGAUCAAUGCCCCACAGAAGGUGAUAGCGUCCCAUUACAGACAUGUACUGGGCAUCUCCUUGGAUGAGCUAAUGAUAACCAACUUUACAGAUUAUGCACUUGUCGAUUUGGAUGAUACAGUGAUGCCUGCAGAAAUGGAAAAGGCUGGUCCGCCUUCAUCCCAUGAAACUGUUACCUUGUACUGGUCUCUGUCCGUGUCCAUCUUCGCCAUAGGAGGAAUGAUCUCUUCCUUCUUUGGAGGAUGGCUUGGAGACAAAUUAGGAAGAAUUAAAGCAAUGUUGGCUGCAAACUGUCUCUCCGUGACGGGAGCUCUCCUGAUGGGACUGGCUAAAUUUGGGCCAUCUCAUAUUCUUAUUAUCGCUGGCAGAGCCAUAAUGGGGUUGUACUGUGGGCUAGUAACAGGACUGGUUCCCAUGUAUGUUGGCGAAAUCUCUCCUACGUCUCUUCGAGGGGCUCUUGGUACGUUCCACCAGCUGGCCAUAGUCUCUGGGAUCCUUGUAAGCCAGAUCAUUGGACUCGACUUCAUCCUGGGAAAUGAUGACCUGUGGCCAGUGUUGCUUAGUUUGUCCAGUGCCCCUGCUAUCCUUCAAAGUUGCCUCCUCUUCUUCUGCCCGGAAAGCCCCAGAUACCUUUACAUCAAACUCGGAGAGAAAGAAAAAGCGAAGGAAAGCCUGCAACGGCUCCGAGGGGAUGUGGACCUCACCAAGGACAUCGGGGAAAUGGAAAAGGAAAAAGAAGAAGCUCUGAGUGAGCAGAAGGUUUCCAUAAGUCAGCUCUUCACUUCCCCCAGCUACAGACAGCCAAUCCUGGUGGCGCUGAUGCUUCACAUAGCCCAGCAGUUUUCUGGAAUCAACGGGAUCUUUUACUACUCAACCAGCAUUUUUGAGAAAGCUGGAGUGAAAGAACCAGUUUAUGCAACAAUCGGAGUUGGAGUUGUCAACACCGUCUUCACCGUUGUCUCAGUUUUCCUUAUAGAGAAAGCUGGAAGACGUUCCCUGUUUCUGAUCGGUUUGAUUGGAAUGUCCAUAAGCGCCAUUGUUAUGACAGUGGGACUUGCAUUAUUGGAUAAAUUUGACUGGAUGAGUUACGUGAGUAUGGUAGCAAUCUUCUUCUUCGUCAGCUUCUUUGAAAUUGGACCAGGCCCCAUCCCUUGGUUUAUUGUUGCUGAACUCUUCAGUCAAGGACCUCGCCCUGCAGCUAUUGCAAUAGCAACAUUCUGCAACUGGACCUGCAACUUCAUCGUGGCCAUGUGUUUCCAGUACGUUGAGGUUCUGUUGGGGCCCUACGUGUUUGUCCUCUUUGCUGGGAUAGUUUUAGGAUUCACUCUGUUUACCCAUUUUAAAGUACCAGAGACCAAAAAUAAGUCUUUUGAAGAGAUCGCGGCGGAAUUCAAAAGGAGAAGGCGAGCUCCCGCUAAGGACUCCAAGAUGGCUACAGAACUGGAAUACCUGGGUGGCAGUAAGAAUGUGUAAAGGAAACGACGCGUUUAGGCACGAUGCUCCUGCAGAACUUGGGACUGGCAUGUUUUAAAAAGCUGGAUUUUGAGGUGCUUUCUUAAUUGAAAAAAUUCCAAGUGUUUUUAUUUACAGUCUAAGAUGCAUACAUCAAAACUCUCAAGAGGAGACAGACAGUCUGGGCCAUUACUACCUGUUUACAUGAUGCUGUGACCUACUACAGUUUCUGGCACGUAGUAAGUGCCAGAAUUACCAGAAUUGUUAACAAAUACCAGAAUUGUUAUUAUAAUUAUUAUGACAAAGCCAAAAUACUAGUCUAUUCGGUUUCCUCAAAGGGCACUUUGGAAAAAAAAUCAAUAUCCCUGCACAUACUGACGGCAGGCAGAAGAAAAGUAGGAAAGAUUUCCAUGGGGGACGUUAUUGUUUCCUUAGGGCUGUAACUGAAAAUUUUAAGUUCCAUCAGGACAUACACAUACACACUGGGAAUGGUUGCAUUUGAAAUUCCUCCCGUUUGGGUAUAUGAUCCAAAAGGUGAAAUAAUAAUAAUAAUAAUAGUAUUUGUUAAGUGCUUACUA
Tachyglossus aculeatus (Australian echidna) is the source of this 2174-nucleotide messenger RNA. It is a transcript of the gene SLC2A2, whose product is annotated as solute carrier family 2 member 2. The record is from RefSeq and is a predicted model, not a curated record. The transcript has 11 exons. Gene Ontology annotation, biological process: D-glucose transmembrane transport. Lineage: Eukaryota; Metazoa; Chordata; Mammalia; Monotremata; Tachyglossidae. Gene Ontology annotation, cellular component: membrane; brush border. The coding region runs from base 55 to 1617 and encodes 520 amino acids.